Meriones unguiculatus (Mongolian gerbil) is the source of this 2845-nucleotide messenger RNA. RefSeq names its product cilia and flagella associated protein 95 (gene Cfap95). Gene Ontology annotation, cellular component: plasma membrane. Bases 68 to 754 code for a protein of 228 amino acids. The transcript is spliced from 6 exons. NCBI's taxonomy places the organism in Eukaryota, Metazoa, Chordata, Mammalia, Rodentia, Muridae. The record is from RefSeq and is a predicted model, not a curated record.
UUUACAGCAGCUCUGGAUUCGUGCAGAGGGAAGUCCAACUUGAUCAGUUCUCAGCUCGAGAGCAGGCAUGGCGACUUUUAGUAGCGAAUGUAAGGCCUCUUUCAACAGUAAAGAUUACCCGUAUGAGAUUGGACCCACGGAUGUGCUGGAGCGCAAAGGCUCUCUAACUCUCCGCUCUCAUGAGAAGAAAUACUCGAAGCAAGUGUUGGUGUAUUCCUGGCACCAGGACAGAGAAGCCUACCCCAAAGAUUUUGAUGUAGAUGGUCCUGGGCCAGUGAAAAAGCUGGCUAAUUCAUCAUAUCGGCGAUUUGGAACUGAUAAUCCAUGCUGGAUAUCAGAAACAAAUGAACAGAUGUCGCAAGUUCUUUUAAACAAAGACUUUGUGAAAAAGAAGAAAAAGACCUUGGUAAAUGAGAAUACAGCAUGCCUGGGGAUUUUGGAAAGGGACCCUGAAUUGCCUCCCACAGGCUUUCGGGAUAUUUUUAUGGGAUCCCUACCAGAUGAGAGAAAGCCGUGUAUUUUGUCAACAUACUCUGAUGAUUAUUCUCCACAGUAUGAUUAUCCACCACCUCCUUGUCCACGUCCAGAUGAGUACUCCAUAGUCUACAGGAAGUGUCGUUCUCAGUUCACAGACCUAAAUGGCGCCAAAAGAUUUGGCACCAACACAUGGCAUGAUGAGAGUGGGAUUUAUGCUAACUCAGAGGCAAAACAAAAACUCCACGCAUUGGCUGGCAAUCCUAUUCUCCCAUGUUAGCAGCAAUGUAUGCAGCAGAUAUUCAAGCUAAUGAAAAAUAACAAAUGUAACAAUUUAUAAUUUUCUUUAAUAAAUACAAAGUCUUCCAAUAUAAGGAAAUGUUUAUAUCCAUACUUUCAAGGGCUACCCUGAUGUUUCCCCACAUUUAGCAUAUGUACCACUAAUAUGAGGUACACAAUUCUAGAACACAACUUUGGCUGCUUUCUAUGUUGUGUGGAUUAUGCAUUUCUUUUAGCAUUACAAGAUGGAUACAACUGGAACUAUCCAACCUGUGAUUGUUUAGCAUGUAGCUAAUUUUUUAAGUGAGACAAUUUUAUUUCGUUUUGGUGGUGCUGGGAAUUGCAUCCAGGGCCUUGCACAUGCUAGGCAAACAUUCUACUACUGAGCUACAUUCCCAAUUAAUUUCUUCUCACUUAAAAAAUUAGUGACAACACAGUAGUUGUUGAUAUUUAUGCCAUAUAAUAUGUUUCAAUACAAGUAUACUGUAUACAGCCGGGUGUGGCAAUGCAUGACUAUGAUCCUAACACUCACGCAGAAUGAUCAAGUGUUGAAAGCCAGGCUAGGUCACAGGCUAGGGAGUAUAAAAAAGCCAAAACCCAACAAAACAAACCAACAAAACCAAAACUGAAAUAUAGAAUGUGUAAUGUUCAAGUUGGGUAAUUAGCUUUGCAAAGAUUUAUCAUUUCUUUUUGUUAGGAGCAUUCGAAGUUCUGUGUUCCAGCUAUUUUGAAGUAUGCAAUUAUUGUAACUAAACUUACCCCAUUACUUUAUAGGAUAGGAAAGCUUGAUCCUCUCUUCUACCUGCUUCUGUUUCCUGUCCUCUCUCUAUUCCACCUCUCAGUACCCUCCUAACAUGAUGACCACUAUUCUUCUCCACACUUUAAAGAUGAGUUUUAAGUGAAUAAAAUUAUAGGUUAUAUUUAGAUUUAAUGUAAGACUGAGAAUUAAAGUUUGGGCACCAUUAGUCCUACAGUGACAUUGAGAGAGAGAGGAGAAAGAGGAGAGAGGAGAAGAGAGAGAGAGUUGGCUCUGAUUUUUCCAUGGUACCUCGUUGCACUCCAUUUAUUAAAGGUAAAAUCUUUUGAGUAUGUAAGAUAGGUGGGAUCAGACAGUGAGACCUUCGGAGGUUGUUAGGGCUCAUCUAGGAUUAGACUGAAAGAAAUUUAGGACUGUAUUGACUUACUCUGCCAUAAAUUAGGUCCUUUAUGGUAUCAGCCACCUGGGGCUGCAGACAAAGUGGUUUAUACAAUAGAAGACUUUCUUUUUUUUCAGUUUUAGAGGCUGAAAAAUCUAAAAUGAAGUAUCUGGCAGGCUUUGUUUACUGCAAGGGCUCUACCUGGUGCUUUACUGUGUCCUCUGAUGGAGAAGAAGGGUGGAGUUGCUCUUCUCUUAUAAUACCACAGUAUAAUUGGGAUAGAUCCUGCCCUUCUGACAUCACUUAACCCUAAAUACUCUUAAACACUGUAUCUCCCCAGUAGUCAUGCUUGGAGCUUAGGAUCCUGCAUAUGAAUUUGUGCAGGACAUACAGUAACACCCACAGUAGACCAGGCUUCUAUUUAUAGCAUAUUCUGGAUGCUGGCUGAUUUUUUUGAGGUGAGUUUGAAGUUUGAGUUCUUCUGAGGAUGGGCUCUCUUUGUCAGUGUGGCUUUCAUUUCCUAUCAUUAUUUUGUAUAAUUUAUUUUAAUUUUAGUUGUGUGUUUGUGUGUGUGUUGUAUGUUGUGUGCAUGCAUGUGCAGGUUCUUAUUGAGACCUGACAAUCAGAUCCCUCUGGAGAUGAAGUUACAGGCAGUUGUGAGCCCCCUGAGGUGGGUGCUGGGAAUUGAACAGAGUAUUCUCUUAAAUGCUGAGCCAUCUCUCCAGUCCUGUAAUAUCAUUUUUAUUUGAAAAAUAAGUUCAUCGUCUGGAGAGAUGGCCCCACAGUUAUGAGAACUGGCUGCUCUUUCAAAGGACCUGACUUUAAUUCCUAAUAUCCACAUGGCAGCUCACAACUGUCUUGACUCUUAUUCUCAGAGAUCCAAUACCUUCUUCUGGCUUCUGAAAUAGUAUGUGAUGAUAAAUGCUAAUUAAGCACUGUAUACAAUUCUUUAUUGA